CCCUCUCUCUCUCUCUCUCUCUCUCUCUCUAAUGCUACGAACGUUUGAGGUUAGGGUUUCCGAGCAGAUUUGGCUUUCUGAAUUCUCCGAGAUCGAUUUCCACAGGGGAUGGGCUGCUUCUUCACUUGCUUCCGCGUGAAGGAGGACGACGAUCGCGCCCAGCUCCCUCGCUCCAUUCGCUACCAGAAACCCCCCCAUCCCACCCAGGAAGCAGUUGUAUCUCGGAACCCCUUACAAGCUCUAUUUCUGUCUGAUGGAAAUGAGGACUCUCCUUGCAAGGACGGUGAAAGUCUUGUUUAUGGAUCUCCACUUAUCAGCAAGGAGCUCAGAGAUGAGGGGAAGUUCCUUAAAGCAUGCGGAACAUUACAGGAAACCCCUAAUGAAAUUCGGAAAGCAUCUAACUGGCCAAUGGCUUCAUCAACUGAAGGUAGAGAUUCUGAAAAUUCAAAGUUUCACUCGUGGCUUCCAGUUUCAUCCAUUGAGAGGCUUCAGCUAGAGCUUAAUAAGGAACUUGAGUUGUCCCCAACACCUCUAAGACUUUCUGACAAGUAUGGAGAAGGUUCAAAUUCUGCUGAGCAUACAGCUAGCAGCUGUAUGUUAGACAACCAGAACACGGGAACUUCUUCCAUUAGCUCCAGUGAGGGCAGUCGGGCAUUCAGAGUUCAAACAACUAGCGAGGCUCAUAAGAGACAGAAUGAUAGUAUCGCAACUGCACUUUCACCCUCCAAUUCCGCUCUGAAUGCUCAGUGUAGGAACAAGUCAGUGCGUUUUGAAUGUGACGUUGAUGGGUCUUGGUCCAGAGAUUCAACAUCUGAAAUGGCAAGCCAGAGUGUUGAAGAAUCUGAAUCACCUGGUAUUCAGAAUACAUCAAAUGCUGGGCCUCAUCCAACACCAAUGAAGCUAACAGAGGAAAUGCAGACUCCUGGAACAGUUUUUCCUGCAUACAUGGAGACAUUAUUGCCUCAAAAUGCACGUAUUAGGUCAGAGUAUGUGCAUUCAGUUCUAAAUCCUGUACAGAGCACCUCACAGUGGAAGUCACUAAUGGAUGGGGAGUGUAACUGUAACCUACUUUUAGAUGAGUUGAAAGACACUUCUGAGCAACCUGGAAGCACAAGGGAAAAAUCUGAAAUGCACAUCGAAGAAACUUCUGCAAGAAAAGAAUCAAAAGUGGAAACAAGCUUAUCUUCCUGGUUGAAACCACCUCAGAACAAAUGGGACGAUGAUGAUCACAAAUUUAGGGCUGUAGCUAGCAAAAAAUCCCAAUUUUGUAGUACUCCUGGUGAUAGGCCAAUCAUUGGUCUUGUCGCUGCACAUUGGAAUGAAAACGAAACUCAAACCUUGCCAAAGUGGUGGGAUGGUAAUGGGAUCCCUAAUUCAACUAACAAGUAUAAGGAGGAUCAAAAAGUGAGUUGGCACGCAACGCCAUUUGAGGAAAGGUUGGAAAAGGCGUUGUCUGAGGAAAGUUCUAUCUCUCAAAGGAAUCAACCUCAAGGAUUGCCAAUUACUUUUGAAAGGGAUGAGGAAAGUGACACUGCUCUAUCUCAUUUUCGAAAUUCAGCCCACUCGGAGUCCGUUGUGUCAUUCUAGCAAAUCCAUUCUCCCUCUGCUCAUUUGGCUGUGCAUGCCUACGCUCAACAUGUGCAUGUAACUAAUGCGGUUGAUAUAUCAAGAAGAGUAAAGGCAUUAGCUUGACAGGGAAACCGUUUUUGUGAUUUCUGAAGUCAUCUUUGCUUUCAGCCAUUUUGGAUGCUAGAUAGCUGCUUGCAUUUGUACCCAGGUGAUGGAAGUUGUCUUGUCGUGGGAAAUCUUGAAUCUUUGCAUGGGCCUAUUUCUGCUGGAGCAGCCACGCACAUGGUUGCUUUUUCUUCGGCCUGUAGCAUUGCUGAAGGACUCUAUUACAUGGAUAUGUUACAUGCUGGAUAUUCGUCAGGAUGAUGGUGAAUAUAUUGUUUUGUCUGCUCA
Molecule: messenger RNA, 1962 nt
Organism: Rhodamnia argentea
Lineage: Eukaryota; Viridiplantae; Streptophyta; Magnoliopsida; Myrtales; Myrtaceae
Product: protein JASON
Exons: 7
Coding region: 109-1587 (492 amino acids)
Biological process (GO): male meiosis II
Source: RefSeq, a predicted model, not a curated record